AUGGCGGACUCCGCGGUUCAGGAAGCCGAGGCCGGUGUCGCCAAUUUGUUUCUGGACGAGGUCACUGGCGAGAAGGUGUCCAAGUCGGAGUUGAAGAGACGCCAGAAGACCAGAGAGAAGGAGGCCAAGAAGAAGGAGAAGGAGGCUGCUGCUCCUCCCAAGCCCAAGCAGGAGAAGCAGAAGUCUGCUGAGGAGGAAGAAUCCAAUCUGAGUCCCCACCAAUACUUCGAAAUCCGCAGUGCAAAGAUCAAUAAGCUUCGCCAAACCAAGAACCCCGACCCCUACCCACACAAAUUCCAGGUCACCAUUGAUCCUCGACAGUUCCUGACCCAGUACGAAUCGCUGGCAAAGGGCGAGCAGAAGACCGACAUUACCGUGCAGGUCGCGGGUCGUGUUGAGAACAAGCGAUCAUCGGGCAACAAGCUCUUCUUCUACGAUAUCCGUACUGAAGGUAUCAAGAUUCAAGUCCUGGCUCAGGCUCAGCACGCCCAGGGCAAUGUCCCUUUCGAGGAGCAACACGAACAACUCCGCCGAGGAGACAUAAUUGGAAUCAUCGGUUUCCCUGGUCGCAGCAACCCCAAGAACCGCGACGAUGGUGAGCUGUCCAUCUUUGCGACACAAGUCAAACUUCUCGCCCCAUGUCUUCAUGCCCUUCCACGCGCCCUGCACGACCAGGAACUGCGUCACCGUCAGCGAUAUCUCGAUUUGAUCAUGAACCAGUCCUCGCGCAACGUCUUUGUUACCCGCCACAAGAUUGUUAGAUACAUCCGCAAUUUCUUCGAUACUCGCGAUUUUAUCGAAGUCGAGACACCCAUGAUGAACGCUAUUGCCGGCGGUGCCACCGCAAAGCCCUUUAUCACCCACCACAACGAUCUCGACAUGAACCUCUUCAUGCGUAUUGCCCCUGAGCUGUACUUGAAGAUGCUGAUUGUUGGUGGUUUGGAGCGGGUCUACGAGCUUGGUCGUCAGUUCCGUAACGAAGAUGCUGAUCUUACCCACAACCCGGAAUUCACCACUUGUGAAUUCUACUGGGCCUAUGCUGACGUUCACGAUGUCAUGAACCUGACCGAAGAGCUUGUUUCGGGACUCGUCAAGCACGUUACCGGCGGUUACGAGACUAAGUUCGUCACACAACAUGGCGAGACCUACAACGUCAACUGGAAGGCUCCCUGGAGGCGCGUGGAGAUGAUCCCCGCGCUCGAAGAGGCUACCGGCGAGAAAUUCCCUCCUGGCGACCAGCUACACACCGAAGAGACCAACGCCUUCUUGAAGAAAAUCCUGGCCAAGACCGGCGUCGAAUGCAGCCCGCCUCAAACAAACGCCAGAAUGCUCGACAAGCUCGUCGGCGAAUUCAUCGAAGAAACCUGCAUCAACCCAACCUUCAUCAGCGGCCACCCCCAAAUGAUGUCCCCUCUUGCCAAAUACCACCGCUCAGACGUCGGUCUCUGUGAGCGAUUCGAAGCCUUUGUUUGCAAGAAGGAGAUUGUCAACGCCUACACCGAGUUGAACGACCCAUUCGACCAGCGUCUGCGUUUCGAGGAACAAGCCCGCCAGAAAUCCCAAGGUGACGACGAAGCUCAGCUUAUCGACGAGAACUUCUGUACGAGUCUGGAAUACGGUCUCCCGCCCACCGGUGGCUGGGGCAUGGGUAUUGAUCGUCUUGUUAUGUUCCUGUCGAAUAACUACAGCAUUAAGGAGGUUCUCACCUUCCCUUUCAUGCGGGAGGAGGCUAAUGAGAAGAAGCCCACUGCUGCUGAGGUUGUUGGUAUUGAACCACAGCCGGAAGAAGGCAUUCCACACAAAUAG
Talaromyces atroroseus is the source of this 1806-nucleotide messenger RNA. Its product is annotated as Lysine--tRNA ligase, cytoplasmic. Gene Ontology annotation, molecular function: ATP binding; tRNA binding; lysine-tRNA ligase activity. Gene Ontology annotation, cellular component: cytoplasm; cytosol. Gene Ontology annotation, biological process: lysyl-tRNA aminoacylation. Lineage: Eukaryota; Fungi; Ascomycota; Eurotiomycetes; Eurotiales; Trichocomaceae. The record is from RefSeq and is a predicted model, not a curated record. Bases 1 to 1806 code for a protein of 601 amino acids. The transcript is spliced from 2 exons.